AUGGGAGAACUGGUCUCUUCGCUUCCAGAUCAAACUUAUCCAUGUCUCAAUCUCAAUGACCACACACUCGACGAAAAUCUACCUGUUUCAGAACAUUACCCCCUACAGAGCAACCGCACCCAACCUGUUGCACGAGCUGGCACUUUGGAUUCUUUGCCCCUGGAGCUGAUUCACAAGAUUCUAUGUCAACUUGAUGUACGCACACUAUCGGAUUUCAGGGCCACAAAUAGACGAGCUACGGAGCUGGUCGACACUCUUCCGCAAUACAAAGCUAUUAUUACACACGCACGUAAUGCCCUGCGUGGCAUUCUAAGCAUUCAAACUGGCAGAUGGAUUACUUGCAGAACCUUGUAUCAGAAACUGUGCACUCCCCAAUGUGAGCAUUGUGGAGAUUUUGCCGGCUAUCUGUAUCUUCUGACCUGCAAACGAGUUUGCUUUUUGUGCUUCACGAAGAAUGAUCUCUACCUACCCCUGCCACCAGGACGUGCUUGCCGCAAGUUUGGCCUAACCCGCCAGAUAGUCCAAACCCUACCUUUGAUGACGGUCAUACCAGGCAUAUAUUCACCAAAUGAAAAGAAGGCGCCUAAACGUGUCCUUGUCGACUAUGAAGCCUCGCUCUAUGCUGGUAUUAAGCUUCACGGCUCGCGCAAUGCAAUGAACCAGUAUAUCGCCGACAGGGAAGCGGAACUCGCAACAAGACAAUCCACCUCUACAGGACGCCGCCGCCGGGUGCCUGUAGCAGACCAUUUUGACGGGGAGUCUGGGAAUCCCUUUCGAUUCGUGGCAAUCUCUUUUGUACCCCAGUUGGUGAAAACUUCUCGCGACGUAGAACGAGGUUUUCAUUGCGCUGGCUGCAGGAAAUCCAUGGAUCUACCAAGUCACUGCCGGCGGAAAUUCACGACUGCCUCAUUCGAGGCACACUUGAAACAAUUUGGACGAAUAAAGCAUGAAAACCACCACUUGGAUUGA
Molecule: messenger RNA, 969 nt
Organism: Pochonia chlamydosporia 170
Lineage: Eukaryota; Fungi; Ascomycota; Sordariomycetes; Hypocreales; Clavicipitaceae
Product: F-box domain-containing protein
Exons: 1
Coding region: 1-969 (322 amino acids)
Molecular function (GO): protein binding
Source: RefSeq, a predicted model, not a curated record